CCAGGCGCAGCGGGCCAGCGGCGACGGCCCGGUGGACAUCGGCGACCUGCUGCUGGCGCUCUUCGAGCCGCCGCUGCGACUGGAGCCGGUGCUCGCCUGCAGCGGCCUCACGCUCGAGGGUGCCCGGGAGCACCUGCCCAGGGCGCUGCGCGCCCUGCGCCUCUACGAGCGGGGCGCCGAGGGCUCGCGGGCGCUCGGCGCCUCCUCCGAGAGCGCCGCGGCGCAGGGCCCCGCGCGGGAGCGGCUCUCCAGGGCCAUGAGGACGGCGGGCCAGAGGGCAGCGGGGGCUGAUAAACUGCUGUCUUGAGCAGUUGCGCUGCUCCCCUCUGGCGAGUUGCGUGGGGUCGGGGCUGGA
This is a messenger RNA of Prorocentrum cordatum, 355 nucleotides long. The record is from the annotation of a GenBank genome assembly. NCBI's taxonomy places the organism in Eukaryota, Dinophyceae, Prorocentrales, Prorocentraceae.